Pseudozyma flocculosa PF-1 is the source of this 750-nucleotide messenger RNA. RefSeq lists its product as uncharacterized. The record is from RefSeq and is a predicted model, not a curated record. Gene Ontology annotation, molecular function: calcium ion binding. Bases 1 to 750 code for a protein of 249 amino acids. NCBI's taxonomy places the organism in Eukaryota, Fungi, Basidiomycota, Ustilaginomycetes, Ustilaginales, Ustilaginaceae. The transcript is spliced from 3 exons.
AUGUUCGAUCAGGAUGGCGACGGAACGCUCAGCUACGAUGAGUUCGAAUUCGGUCUCAACUUUCCGUGGCCGUCGGCCGAAGACGCGACUCGUGGCCGUGCUGUUUUCGGCUUCCACGAGCCUCGGCCCGCUUUCGAUGACGCCGAUCGCAACGGCGAUGGCUUCCUCGACCUCGACGAGAUGGAGCUGCUGCUCACACAAGAGGAGAACUUCCUCCUUCAGAGCACGGCGGAAGCCGCUUAUCACAAUGUGACUCAGCAAGAGGGCAAAUGUUUGACAAUGAGCGAUAACGCGGCGUCCUGCCGGACCGAACAGCUCCUUUCGUGCGCAAGCCAUAUAGCCAUCGCGGAGAACUCGUGUCGGCCCCACGGUAGCAAUGCCGUCGAGCGCUGCAUCCUCAGCUCGGACUGCAGCAGCAUGUGCGCUUGCAUCAGAAGGGCAGAAGACUACGCCCUGCUGCCUCGAUCCGCGUCAGAAGCGCUCGUACAAGACUCGCUCGAAAAGCGCCUGGUACCGCUGGUGAUCGGCGCCGUUAUUGUUGCUGGCGUCGGUAUUGCGGCUCAGAUCGACAAGCUCACGAGCGAUAUUCAACUAGGAAACGACCUCGAGAUGGCCGAGCUCUACAGCGGCUACGUCUGGGACAAGAAGACGCCGCAACGCCCUUGCAGCUUGAGCGUCUUCUGGUCCGACUCUUGCGGUUUCAUCAACACGCGCGUGUCGGCUUCUUGCACGCCGACAGGUACCCGGUGA